AUGGCUGCCCCUCCUGCCAAAAGGCAGCGUAAGCUGGUCGUUUUAUCGUCGUCCGACAACGACGAAGAGACGCUCUCGUUCGACCACAGCAGAAGCCCAACCGCCACUAGUUCUGCGGAAUUGACCAAUUCCAGAUCUCGUCGCCAGCAAUCGUCGCCGACGAAAUCGCCGGCGAAAACACGCGCUCGUACGCAGAAAUCAGCUUCAGCUUCAACUACUACGAUGAAGAAGAGGAAAGAGAGGACGAAUACAGUAGAGACAUCACCGCGAUCACUGCAUAGAUUUUUCCAACCGGCUACGGAGGAGCAACGGUGGUCAUCGAACCGGCCUGCCGCUGCCGUUGCCGCGCAAAAACAAAAGCUAGAGGUGGACGAUGCGGAAGAAAUUGAGGAUGAUCUGAUUGAAGAUGAUUACGGCUCUUUCGAUGAGAUUUUUGAGCAGUUCAAAGUCAAGGAGAAAACUAGCACUGUGAAGAUAUCCGAGCAACAGAAGGCGAAGGUGUCGCUAAAGAAUGGUGGUGUUGGACGCUCUUCGCGGCCACAGAGGAGGUUUAUUCUGGAUGGUGAUGAGCAAAAGAAGGGUGCAGCCUCUGGGAAUGUUGGACGGAAGGAACUCGGUCAGAUUGAUAGUAGGCCCUGGCCGGAGAGAUAUGCGCCUGUAGAUAUUCAGGAGUUGGCAGUCCAUAAGAGGAAGGUAGCUGAUGUGCAUGGUUGGUUAUCAGCUGCCUUCUCCAGCGAAAAUAAGCAUAAGAUUCUUGUUCUACAUGGCCCUGCGGGAUGUGGGAAGACAACAACCAUUUCGCUAUUAUCGCAGGCUCUAGGCUUCUCGAUUGUGGAAUGGAAAAAUCCAGUCGACACAGAGGGUGCGGAUGGGAAGUACACUUCCCUAAACGCGCAGUUCGAUGAGUUUCUCAACCGGAGUGGUGGCUUUGGCAGCCUCGACUUAAGUGGUUCUCCCACCAUAGAGCCAACGCAAGGGUCAAUGCCAAAUCGGAUUGUGUUAAUAGAAGAAUUUCCAAGUAGUAUGUCUUGGGGAUCCUCUGCACUUACUCCCUUUCGGACUUCGUUGCGUCGGUACCUGGCAUCACAGAGCAAGCUUGGUGAUUACAACUCAGCUGACGCUACACCUCCGGUUGUGAUAAUCAUCUCAGAGACCAGGCUUGCUACGAACGCUUCGAUAUCCGAUAAUCUUACCAUGCACAGAUUACUUGGACCGGAAAUAUACACCAACCCAGGCACCAGCACCAUCGAGUUCAACCCUGUGGCACCUACUUUUAUGCGCAAAGCGCUUGAUCUUGUUCUCAAAAAGGAAGCUCGGCAUUCCAUGCGAAAGAGAAUACCAGGACCAUGUGUUCUCAAGAAAUUCUCUGAACUGGGCGAUAUCCGUAGCGCCAUAUCUUCCUUGGAGUUCUUCUGCUUGCGAGGAGAUGAAAACGGUGGCGAUUGGGGAGGGCGAGUCGCUGCGAAAGCGAAAAGUUCGAGUCGAGCAGGCGAUGCUCCGCUCACCCUUAUGGAGAAGGAGUCGCUUGAAAUAAUUACGCAGCGAGAAGCGAGUCUGGGCUUAUUUCAUGCCGUCGGUAAGGUGGUUUAUAAUAAAAGAGAAGAUGCGAGCCUUCAGGAACAACCUGACUUUGUCGCACCUCCGCCGCAUCUGCAACACCUGGAGCGUCGGAAAGUCUCGUUGGUUUCGGUGGAAGAUUUGAUGAAUGAAACUAGCACCGAUGUCCAGACUUUUGCUGCCGCCUUGCAUGAAAAUUACCCUCCGUCUUGUGAUGGGCCAUCCUUCACAGACUCUCUUAAUGCUUGUAUAGAAAAUCUCUCGGACAGUGAUAUCCUAGGCUCGGAAUCGAGGCCUCUUCUGUCUAGUAGCAGGAUGGGCGUGGGUAUGGCGCGGAGCCAUCUUCAAGGAUACGGGGCCAGUGUCGACCGUUUGCGACAGGACGAAAUCAGUUUCCAUAUUGCUGUGAGGGGGCUUUUGUUUUCUCUGCCUCAUCCCGUUCGAAGACGAGUCGAACAAGGCGCUUCCGGGAAACGGAUUAGCGAUGCGUACAAAAUGUACUUUCCGACCUCCCAGCGGCUAUGGAAGGAUAUUGAAGAAAUGGACGGUCUUAUUGGUAUAUGGGAGCGGCACUUUCUGGACCCUACCAAUAUCCAAUCGGGGUCGAAUACUCGAUCGGCUGGCGUCGAGUCGUGGAAAUUCAACCAGAUGAACGUGACGUCGGCUGCAAGGGGUUUUGAAACCAACCAGCAUUCUGAGCCGAUAAGGUCAAUGGUGUCUCGGGAAGAAGUCUUGCUUCACCAGCUCCCAUACUUGUCAAUGAUAUGCAGCAGGGCCUCGCAGACGCGAGGCUUGGAUAGGAAGAGUCUGGGCAGGAUUACGCAGUUUCAAGGCAUUCGUGGUCCAAGCGACGAUAUCCCCGAGGAUCUAAAUGACAGUGAGAUGAACGCUGUCAAUGACUGGUCUACAGACCCCAUGCCGUCUACGCGUAGGGCUGGUCGCCCUGGUUUUAGAAGCUCGAAGACAACCACAGAUAAUAGUCCAGAGAUUCAGGAAGCUGUCGAGAACUUGCUUCUGAGCGAUGAUGAAAUUGAGGAUUAG
Molecule: messenger RNA, 2598 nt
Organism: Talaromyces proteolyticus
Lineage: Eukaryota; Fungi; Ascomycota; Eurotiomycetes; Eurotiales; Trichocomaceae
Product: Rad17 cell cycle checkpoint protein-domain-containing protein
Exons: 3
Coding region: 1-2598 (865 amino acids)
Biological process (GO): mitotic DNA replication checkpoint signaling; DNA damage checkpoint signaling; DNA repair
Molecular function (GO): chromatin binding
Source: RefSeq, a predicted model, not a curated record